Messenger RNA from Dimorphilus gyrociliatus, 2267 nucleotides. NCBI's taxonomy places the organism in Eukaryota, Metazoa, Annelida, Polychaeta, Dinophilidae. The record is from the annotation of a GenBank genome assembly.
AUCUAUUAUAAUUAUACCUAAUGGGUGUGAAUUUCAGUCGACUUAAUAUCUUCGUUUGAUGUUUUAAGGUAGUGUUUAGUCACGAAUCGUUCAAAGAAAGAUUAAUCCCGGUAAAUACCUUUGAAAAAUAGAGUUGAUUUUUCGAACAGCAUAAGAAUAAAAUAAGGCCAUUUUUGGUUGAUACUAAAAGUUGACCUUUGUUCUGCGAAAACUUCUCCAGACAUUUUUUUCAAUUUUUUUCGUUAUUAGAGAAGGAACACAGUGACAUUAUUAUGUUUCUUCAUCGGAUCACAAUUUUAUUGCUAAUAUCGUGGACAUCUGUUGCACUUAAUUGUCCGGAAAGCUUGGAUGAUGUUAGAUGUAGCUGCGAAAAUGAAAAAAAUCUUCUAAAAAUAUAUUGCAGAGAUUGGGAUAAACGAAUUGUUUUUCCAGUUUUCGAUAAAGAAGUACGAAAAAGCACAUUUCUUUUGAAUUUAGCAGAUAAUCGAAUAACUUCUGUAGCUAGAGAAAAUUUAAGUUAUUUUUUUAAACUAACUCAACUAGAUAUUUCCAACAAUAGAAUAUCGCUGUUAUCAACUAAUUUACUUUCAGCUUGUAUUGUUUUGGAAAGACUAAAUCUUUCAGGAAAUCUUAUCUCGGAAAGAUCGCUCAGUCAGAAGGUCUUUCUGCAAAAUAAGAAUUUAAAAAUUUUGGACUUGAGUCGGAACAAAUUAAGUGGAAUAUUAUCUUAUAACAACUUUGCUGGACUUGAUAAAUUAGAUACAUUAAUAUUGGAGCAUAAUGAUAUUAGAGGAUUCCAAGCAAAUACAUUUAAAGACAUGGUCAAUUUAAAACAUUUACGUUUGAAUGAAAAUAGACUUGAUAUUCUAGAUACGUAUUUUCAACCGUUAAAAAGUCUUGUUGCCUUGGAAUUACAGUUUUGCUCUAUUAAAAGGAUAAGACCAAUGGCGUUUAAUCAAUCAAUUGAAUUGGCAACUUUAGAUUUAAGCAAAAAUAGGCUAGAAGAAGUUCCUAUUAAAAGCUUAAAGUUUUUAAGACAUUUAACCGUCCUACUUUUAAAUAAGAACAAUUUUACGACAAUACCAUCUUAUUCAUUCACAUUUCUUGGUAGGUUACAAGAAUUACGAUUAUCCCAUAUGCAACAUUUAAAAAGUGUUCAAGAUUACGCAUUUGACGGAUUACAUUCUAUUAUAGAGCUUCACAUGUCUAAUAAUCCCAAAUUAUCUUAUAUAAGUAAUAAGGCUUUUCAAGAGAUGGCAACUCCUAAAGUUCUUUCUUUACACUCCAACAAUUUAACUACUAUAGGCAAUGACGCCUUACGCUGGUACGGCAUAUCAGUAAAGGAGCUCUAUAUGAAUCCUUGGAAUUGUAACUGCUCUCUUAGAUUCUUAAUUCACUUAUUAAAGCGUAAUAAAGGAAAACCCGAUGAGAAAAUCAUUUGUCAAACACCAGCUAACUUAAAGGAUAAAGCAGUUAUUAAUUUAAGAGAUCCAGAAGUUUGUCAAUCUAUUGAUCAAUCUUCAUUGGCAUCUUCAAAUAAUACAACAAGUGAUAAUAGCCAAGUAUGGAUAAUAGCUCCAAUUUGCAGUAUUGUUGCAGUAGUAAUCAUUGUUAUUGUAAUUGGAAUUUUUAUAUGGAAGAAAAGGAACAAAGAUAAAGGUUAUCAAAGAACUCAACAGGCAAAAGAGUUUGACGAUUUUUCGGAUAAGAGUAGAAGUCACUACUCGAUAACUGAAGACGACGACGGUUUUGCGUGGGAUGAUACAACUACUGGCAAUUGGGUUCCAAGGACAGCUGAAACAAAGAACACAGGAAGUUUAAUCAAUGCAUAAACAAAUUCUAUUGUUAAUGACUGCUAUAGGAUCCUUAUUUUUCAUACUUUAUAUUGAUUCAAACUUAAUGUAACAAAGCAUAUCAUUAUUUAAUAAUAAAUGUUAAAUAGUAUGAAAAGGUAAUACUUGAAAGAAUUAUUCACUUUCUUUCGAAUAAAACCAUUAUAGCUUAAUUGAUUUAUUUGUUGAUAAUCAGGAUCUCAAUUAUACUUGUCUGUCCAGAGUCUUUGUUGAUCAUCUGCCAAUAUGCUAUCUAAGCAAAACAGCAUAUGAUCAAUGACCAUGCAGAGCAGAAACAAUUCGAAUAUAUAAAUAUAAAAGUGUUUAUUAAUCAGCUGAAAAAUAAUUGAUGUCAGCAAAAAUUACAAUAUAGUAUGCGUUAUAAUUAGUUACAACUAUUAUUUAACAACACAAUCCUAUAUCGAUGGAUUCUCG